This is a messenger RNA of Osmerus eperlanus (European smelt), 2441 nucleotides long. RefSeq names its product small integral membrane protein 14 (gene smim14). The record is from RefSeq and is a predicted model, not a curated record. Gene Ontology annotation, cellular component: endoplasmic reticulum. The coding region runs from base 209 to 514 and encodes 101 amino acids. NCBI's taxonomy places the organism in Eukaryota, Metazoa, Chordata, Actinopteri, Osmeriformes, Osmeridae. The transcript has 5 exons.
GGUUCAGGUCUAUCAAAACAAACGAGAAAGGCAACAGCAAGCUGGCCGAAACCUGAAGGUCUGUUCUGUCGUGUGAGCAAGUAGCCCAGGUUUCGGAAGUCUGCAGCUAGCAAACACCUCGUGGAACAAGAGUAAACAGACAUUGUAAUCAAGUUCGAUUUUUUGUAAAGCUUUUUUGUAUUUUCUUCAGUUUCAAGGCAGGUGGGACAUGGCAGACGGAGGCUUCGACCCCUGCGAGUGCAUCUGCUCUCACGAGCACGCCAUGAGACGACUCCUCAACCUGCUCAGGCAGUCCCAGUCCUACUGUACAGACAACGAGUGCCUUCAGGACAUACCUGGCCCUGGUGGGCCUGUCUCUGAGGACCUGGCCAUGCCCCUGGUGUUGCUAGGCUGGUUGGUUCUAGCUCUGGUUAUGUUCCUGUUGCGUCCAGCCAGCCUGCGAGGCUCUCAGCCGGCCGACAAGCCCAGCGGCCCCCACAGCCAUCCAGCCCCCCCAGCCCCCCCGCUGGACUGAUGCUGGGGCCCGGAGAACCGUUCUGCACCGACACGCCCAGAACCAACGCUGCUGUUACCCUCUCUCCUGUCUCCUGCCAGACCCAACGCUGCCUCUCUCUCUGCUCUCCUGCCUCUCUCUCUUGCCUCUCUCCUGCCUCUCCCUCUUGCCUCUCUCCUGCCUCUCCCUCUCUCCUGCCUCUCUCUCCUCUCUCCUGCCAGGCCCAAUGCUGCUGUUACUCACAACUUUCCCUGUAUCCUCUCUCCUGCCUCUCUCUCCUCUCUCCUGCCUCUCCCUGUCUCCUCUCUCCUGUCUCCUCUCUCCUGUCUCCCCUCUCCUGCCUCCUUUCUCCUGCUUCUCUCUCCUGCCUCCUCUCUCCUGCCGCUCUCUCCUGCCUCCCUGUCUCCUCCUGCCUCUCUCUCCUGCCUCCCUGUCUCCUCCUGCCUCUCUCUCCUGCCUCCCUGUCUCCUCCUGCCUCUCUCUCCUGCCUCCCUGUCUCCUCCUGCCUCUCUCUCCUGCCUCCCUGUCUCCUCCUGCCUCUCCCUGCCUCCUGCCUCUCUCCUCUCUCCUGCCUCUUGCCCUCUCUCCUUCCCCUCUCUCCUCUCUCCUGCCUCUGCCUGUUUCCUCCUUCAUGCCUCUCUCUGUCUCCUCUCCUCUCUGUCUUUUGGCUCUGGCCUGAUUGGUAGUGGUGGGGGGGUAGAUGUUGCUUAGAAAACACGGCGCGCACAGAUCAAACAUUCCACAGUGAUGUCACAGUCCUGACUUCUAGUGCCAGUGAUGUCACGAUCUUGAAUCCUAGUGCCAGUGAUGUCACGAUUCUGAAUCCUAGUGCCAGUGAUGUCACGAUCUUGAAUCCUAGUGCCAGUGAUGUCACGAUCCUGAAUCCUAGUGCCAGUGAUGUCACAAUCUUGAAUCCUAGUGCCAGUGAUGUCAUAAUCCUGAAUCCUAGUGCCAGUGAUGUCACGAUCCUGAAUCCUAGUGCCAGUGAUGUCACGAUCCUGAAUCCUAGUGCCAGUGAUGUCACGAUCCUGAAUCCUAGUGCCAAUGAUGUCACGAUCCUGAAUCCUAGUGCCAGUGAUGUCACGAUCCUGAAUCCUAGUGCCAGUGAUGUCACGAUCCUGAAUCCUCGUGCCAGUGAUGUCACGAUCCUGAAUCCUAGUGCCAGUGAUGUCACGAUCCUGAAUCCUCGUGCCAGUGAUGUCACGAUGGGACAGAGAGGCUGGGUGUAGAAGGAAAAUGACUCACUCAAAGUAACACUUUCAUUUUUUUAAUCAAUUGCGCCAGUUUGAAAACUUUAAAAAAAAAAAAUAUAACAUUUUCUUUUAAGUUAGGGUUACCUUACCAUAUACCAUAUAUUGAGGAGUCUGAGUUUUCAGAUUUUCCCUUGAUUUAUCUCAGAAGUAGCUUUUCAUGUAAAGUUGGGAUGGAGGGUAAAAAAGAUUAUAGUUACUUGGACACAAAUCAAGUUGUCCUAAAAUUGGGGUUGAAUAUAUUCAAACUUGGGUCUUCUCUUUUUAUAACUCUGUACUGGACUGUACCAUACCUGUAAUGGACUGUACCAUACCUGUGCACAAAUGGUUGUAUAGUAAACCGAUGACAAAUGUAAUGUAGUUUGAGAUUAUACUCUUAAUAUUUUGUCAACACUUUUGUUAGCGUGUUUUCCUCUAUUAUGACUGUGUUGUUCUGGAUCUGUUGGUGUUAGGGUGUCAGGAUUGAAGAUGUUGGGCUUGGUCCCAAAGCCCUCAGAAAGCACCCUUCCUUAAGGUGGUUACAAGAGUGUAUGAAGGUGUCUGAAUGGUUCCCUCUGACUGACUGACUGACUGGGGAGUCUGGUUCUGGUCUAGUCUGGGUUGGUUCCAGUCAUCAACCAAGGCUGUUGGUUUAUAGAAAGGGCUCAAACUAUGCACUUUUCCUUUUUAAAACAACAAAUAAACAACUGUAAUAUAAA